Molecule: messenger RNA, 6780 nt
Organism: Lepisosteus oculatus (spotted gar)
Lineage: Eukaryota; Metazoa; Chordata; Actinopteri; Semionotiformes; Lepisosteidae
Source: RefSeq, a predicted model, not a curated record
GCUUGCUGCUGCUCCAGGACAGCCCCUGCGCGUACUGUACGUCUCGCCAGCGGAAGGACCGAGCAGGGAGCAGAGCGACUUUAAACUUUCCACAAAUCAAGAACAAAGCAGAAUUCUCCCCCUGGCAGUCCCUUAAAUCAUGGCAUUAUUUCUGCCAGAAAAACACAACCCCAAACCCACAGGAGAAAGGGAAAGUACUUUUAAAACUGAGGAAAGAAUGCCGUUCUUUACACUAAGGGUGGUGAGGGUCUGGAACAAGAUGUCUAUUAGCUCUUUUGUUGAAUCUUGAUGUCCUGGCUUCUGUAAAAAAAAUGGUGGAUUGAGAUUCUCAGAUCAUUCAAUCAAUUAGAUCAAUUCAGAUCAAUUAGAUACUAAAGAACUAGACAUGCCUUAUGGCCUAUUCUCAUUGUUUUCUUAUGUUCAAGUCUAGCUAUUAGAAUGCAAACCCAAAAGGGAGAUAGGGAUUCUCUCUGUGUUACACAAUAUCCUGUGUGAGGUGUGAAAGUGGCUGGAGAUGAGUUCAUCAACACUCACAGCAGGCACAAGGGCCUCUGUCCACAAGGUGCUUUUCCUCUGAUCAUCACUCCUUGGAGAUCAAGUGACCAUCUGCUAGGAGGAGCUCAGUGAGCCCUCCAGGCAUUGAAGAAGACUGAAGCUGAACCCGAAAGAGAGAACAGGGGGCCUGGCUGUUUUCAAAAACUGGAGGAAGUUCACUGGCACUUUAUUGACUUCAAGCUUCUCCUUCAGAUGGGGGCUGUGGAGUAACACUCAUCCCCCGCAGAGUCUGAAAGACCCUGACACAUUUCAUCUUCAGUCUGGGACGUCCCUUUCUGUACAGAUCAUAAAAUAAUUUCCCUCAGCCUAACUCCUGAAAGCACCACACUGCAGAAGCGCAUGCUCGCCACUCUGGUGCAGCAAGACAGAAAUACAACUCCAGAUCUCCCCAAAAACGCAGUGUGUUUUUUUUCUGGUAUUUACGCCAGAGUGUGGAGGCCUACUGGAUUUUUUUUUUUUAAGCUCGGGUAUUUACAAGGAUGUCUGAAUCCGCCUGGCAGAAUCCUGGUGACUAGCCAGCCAGUAGGAGUCGCGUCUGGGAGGAGACAGAUUGAGUGAUGUCCUGAGGGCUUGUGGGUUCUGCCUUCUGAUGCCCUCCCCCGCUUCUAAAGGAGCAGAACAAGUUGCUGAUACUGAUCUAAUAGUACAGUAUGCGUGUGUGAUCAGCUGUCUUUUUCGUUACCUUUCACUGCUGCCAAAUUCGUACACGCUCACCCGAAGUUAAAGUGAAAUAUACAGUUUGUACGUAUUACCCUUCUGAAUAUACAAAUGUUGCUUGACUUCUGUUUUAAGGAAGACCGUUGGAUGGAUAGGAACACUUUUGCCGGGAAAAUGUCAUUUUGUUUUUGUGCUUUACAAAGCAAGCGGUCUUUUAAUGCCUAGAAUAUCAGGGUGCUAAAAUAUUUGACUUUUUUAUAAAACAUCAAACUUUCAAAGGGAAAAGACACCAUUAGUGGGGUUUUUUCCUUUACAGAUACAUUACGCAUGCAGUUUAUACUAUUAAGAAUAAUGUGUUUUUCUUUACCGCUGGGCGAUACUUUAGGUCAUAACAUUCCCUUAAAAAUGAGCAGGGACUUCAAGAUCUGAGAUCAUGCGUUGGUCUAUGAAUGGUCUGAUCGUGUCCUUAUGUAAGGUUUCUUUAUGACAACAGACCAGCUUUCCAGAGUGUCUUUCUCUUUCUCCCCCUAGCGUUCGAUGAGCGUAUUUUAGUACCUCUAAAAUUGUGCAAGCUUAAGUGGAAAGUCCCUCAUACUGGAAAUCCCCACCCGGGCUUUUCCAUGUGAAAAAAAUGUCUCUAACUUAUCUAGAGGUCGUUUUUUUUUCUUGUUUAGUUGACAAGUCUCUAGCCUGAGUGAGUGGAGCCUGAACCAAGAAGCAAUCAUACUACCCAAAGGAUAUGAAGGUUUAAUGGCGUUUGGGACUGUGGGUUAUACAGUCUAGAGCUUGGGGUUCAGGGUUACCUUUUUGUACAGUACAGCAUCGAGGAGUUUUGUCUGUCCUAGAUACAUUGUAAAGAUUUGUAUUAUUAUUAUUUAUUGGGGGGAAAAAAGAUGUCCCAGGACCAGAACUUUCUGCCCAAGUUCCUGUUUGUGAGCAACCUUCUGAAGACCGUGAAGAUCCGCGAGCGGGUGCCCGACGAUGUGGUCAAGCCCACUCCCCCUCUCCGGAUCAUCCACCACCUGCGGAGCAUGCACAGGUACACCCUGGAGAUGUUCCGCACCAGCCAGUUCCCCCAGAGGUUCCGGGAGGUCAUCCAGGCCGCGCUCCUGGACCAGGCCAUGCAGACGUCCCUGGAGCGGGAGAAGAAGCUGAACUGGUGCCGGGAGGUCAAGAGGCUCGUCCCUCUCCGGACGAACGCAAUGAGCAGUUCACAUGCCAUAGUCUCUCAAGCACACCCAGGCCUGAAUUCUCAUUCUUCUUCACAGAACUGGGAAGAGGAGUGGGAGAAAGUGGUGGAGAUGGCCUCUCCUGUGUCCAGUCGCACCGGCCUUCAGUACGAUUCGCUGGAGGACAUCCACAUAUUUGUUCUGGCCAACAUCCUUCGCAGGCCGUUCAUAAUCAUCGCAGAUCAGGUCUUGAGGAGCAUGAAGUCUGGUACGGCCUUCUCCCCUCUCCAUGUUGGAGGCAUUUACCUGCCUCUUCACUGGCCUCCGGAGGAGUGCUACAAGUAUCCCGUCGUCCUCGGCUACGACUCCCAGCACUUUGCUCCCCUCAUCACCAUAAAAGACAGCGGUCCAGAAAUUCGAGCCGUUCCAUUAGCGUAUCCGGGACGGGGUGUCUUUGAGGACCUCAGAGUGCAUUUCCUCAUCAAUUCUGAGAAAGAGGAAAAGGAUAAAUUGAUCAAGGAUUACUUGACACUCAUCGAAAUACCCGUGCAAGGCUUUGGCUAUGAUACCACGCACAUUAUCAAUGCAGCAAGGCUGGACGAAGGUAACCUGCCGGAGGACAUGGACCUGAUGGAGGACUACCUGCAGCUUGUGAACCACGAGUACAAGCGCUGGCGGGAGAACUCGGAGCCCGCCCGGCAGCCCCGGCCCAGGGCCGCCCCAGACUUCUCCGUAUCCCAGCUGUCCCUCAUCGAGGCCAAGUGCGCCACCAACAGGUGCGCCUUCUACGCCUCCGUCAACACCCAGCCCUUCUGCCACGAGUGCUUCGAGAAGCAGCGGGCGGGCGGGAGGCCGGAGGUCCGGCCCAGGAGCCAGAGCCCGCUGGCGGGGUCGGAGCCCGAGAGCAGGGGCCGGGCCGGGUCGCCGGGAGGCACCGCUCUCCCCAGCCCCCGCGCCGCCCCGCCCACAGCCCCCAGCCUCAGCCUCUACAGCGAAACCCACGCCAUGAAGUGCAAGACGCCGGGCUGCCUGUUCACCCUGAGCGUGGAGCUGAACGGACUCUGCGAGCGCUGCUUCGGCGCCAGGCAGGCCGGUCGGGGAGCCCCCGCGGCCCCUCGCGACCUCCCGCCGCAGGGCGCGCGGUGCAGCCUCUGCCAGCAGGAGGCCUUCUGGGGGUUUAACGGGCUGUGCCCCUCCUGCGCGCAAAGGACUGGGAGCCAGGGGGUGGCUCUGCCGCGCCACCAGGUGUCCAGGCUAGACGCGGCGCAAGCCGGGUGGGCGUGGCCCCAGCUUUCUGGCGCAGUGUCCAGCGCCGAGGAAGCUGGCCCUCCGGCCCCCGGCCCAGCGGCACAGCCGUGCAAGAAGCGGGGCUGCCAGUACUUUGGAACAGAAGAGAAACUGGGAUUCUGCACCCUGUGUUUCCUGGAGUACGAGACCAACUGCAGAGAGGAGCCUCUCGUGGCCCUCCAGAGAAGGUCUCCGUCUCCGGGCCAGGCCCGUUCGGAAGCCCCGGUCUUCCAGAACUCCUCCCGGUGCCUGGGCCACAGCUGCAGCCACGUGGGCAGCUCCAUGUUCGAGGGCUACUGCCAGAAGUGCUUUGUGAAGGAGCAGAACGAGAGGCUGAGAGAAGCCAGACAGCCCAGCCCGGCUCUGAUCAUGAGAGCAACACAGCAGAGGGACCAGCACAGCCCUGUGAAAUGCAGCCGCAGCAGCUGCAACAACGUCACGUCAGUCAGGGGGCAGAUGUGUCCGGAGUGCCACUCCAGGGAUGUGAGGGGCCACCGCAGGGGACAGGCAGCUGAGGAGACGCCUAAACAGCGAUGCAGGACCCAAGGUUGUGACCACUACGCCAAUCAGGAGAAGCAAGGCUACUGCAACGAGUGUGACCACUUUAAGCAGAUCUACAGGGGUUAAAGUGAAGGCACCUUGGACUCCCGAGCCUUAUUAUCUUGUUAUCUUUAACAUUCACGUGAUCAGGAGGCAAACACCUCUGUCUCUCAAGAGCAGCCUGACGGCUUGACGCAGUUCGUGGUGUAGAAAUGACUGAGCUUGCCGAAGCACAGCAGACACUUGACGUUUCGUCCUUUGUGAUAAUGUUCACCUGUGUUGACGGUGUUUCAUUAGGCAAUACUAUUGGGAUUAAUCCCUGUGUUACAUUCACACUCUAAAGCUGUUUAACAUUCGUCACUGCAAGUGAAAAUGCAGACUCUGCUUUCUGGGUAUAUCUAACAGCGGUCAGCUGGGAAGUUAACCUGGGUAAGGCUAAGCUCUGUGCCGAGUCACUUAUCAAACACAAGCUGCUACUUGUUAUCCUGCUACUUGGGAAUGUUAGCUCCACGAUAGCAAGAAUGUGUCUGAUAAAGCAUAAGUCUGGAUCGGUUUUGUCGGAAGAAGGUGCUAAAUAUACACUAAAAUAUUCAAACCAUUUUUUUUUUGCAAUACUGGAUCAAUUUUCAUAGGUAAGGUUUGCAUUUAACCCUAACCUUCACCCCCGUAGAUGUGUGCUUAAAUCUCUCGAUGGGCUGUUUGACAGCACAAUAAUGAUUAAAAACUUGUAUUUUUAUGUCAUUUCACAAAGUGACUUUGGAGGCCUGAAAGAAGUGUUCACUUGGUCAUAUCUGAAUCGGUUUGACCUGCUAGAAUUGGCAUAAAGUCCACGAGUUGCAUAAAGUCUGAGAGCUGCCCUAAUUAAUUCUGCAAGAAGCCAGUCAGUCACAAACCUCUGGAAGCAUGCUGGAGUCUUUCACUGACCCUGUAGUGCAGAGUUACUUAACCCUGCAUUUCCUCCAGUCCUCUGUUGGUGAUUGUGGUUAUCAUUGCUUUAAAUGAUAGUUUACAGGAUCAGUCAAUGUGCUGCCCUGUUGUAGAGUGGAAAACCUGUGUGUCAAGUAGCCAGUAGCCCUGGUGUAGUGAAAAUAAUAAGUAAUUGCAGACACAUGGUGAUAACUGACAAUACAGACCUGACAAGUGUCUGUGACUCAUCACUAUAGUUUCUCUGCAGUUUUAGUACAGCAGCUUGUCCAAAGGAUGGUGGAAUGAUUAAUAUUAUUAUGCCCCAAAUUAGAAGGCAGUCCUCAUUAUUCACUGAUGAUUUCCGGUCAGGAGCUGGAUGUCCCGAUUGAAAAUUUUUAGUUUACAAAACUCCCAUCAUCUCCCACUUGUUUUACUCAUGAUAAAUGUGUUAUUGUUCUCCUGAGAAUUAUAAACCUUGAUUGUGAGUACGGGUAAAGAGAACCAAGGUUUAGAUUCACUAGAAAUCCAACCCAUCACUUGCUGCAGCAGAGUUCUUCGCCCAAGUAAAGGGAAUUUAGAAGGGACUGCUUGUCAAGUUAAGUGUGGUUCUAACAGUAACACGUUAUAUUCAAAAAAUUAUAGUUUAUUUUAUUUGAACAUUAGGAUAAUGUUGAAGACAGUGGGUGCCAAUAAUCAUGGCUGUGGCAGAGUUUGUGUAUAAAACAUUUUACCCAGCAAUUAUAAACCCUCAGAACGGCUUUUGGGCCUGGAAAACUGCCAGUCAUACACGGACACCUCACAGGAAGCUCGACAUCCGCAGAUCAAACACGCAGAAGCUGUUUUCCUGCUCUGAAGUUCUGCAGGCCUCAGGCAGGGAUUCCUCACCUUGUGUACAACCUGCCUUUGCGCUGCUCUGGGCUAGUUGCUUUUCACAGUCGGAGCCGGUUCCUGUUUGACUUCAAGUUGCGCCAACACCCUUGUUUUUCUGAUGGGUUGGUUUUUGUGGGCAUUUUGCAACUGUGAAUUUUGUGCAAUAUCAUGUUGAUAUGCUUUCACCAUAAAAACAAUAAGCCAUUUUGACCAUUAUUAGCAUCACGGCCUAUUUGGUUAGGCCUUGUCUUUCCCCUUGAAAUCUGUUCUGAUCUAGACCUGCAGUUCAACAGGGACCAAAGGGAUUUCUUCUGAAACCAGUGUGGAAUUUGCAACAAGUCGUGGAAAUAGUGGGGGGAAAAAAAAAACCUUCUUGGUCUUUCUGACCAUCUUGAUCUUUGUAAGCUCUCUCUAAAAAGGGAAGGUUUUUCUUUUCAAAAAGAUCUGCCUGGAUCUGGAUUCAAUGAAGCAGAAUUGCACAAUACUUCAAUAAGCUGUUCUGUAAAAAAAACCCAAUGUAAAUAUUUAAAACUGAUGUUGCUUAGGAAGCAAACUGUUCAUAUUCCGACAAAUAUGGUACUUUCUGUGCUUUUGGCACAUCCUAGAGAAGGAUGAAGUUUGAUGACAUUUUGCUAAACCUUUCUGUCAAGCUCUGUUAGGAGCUAUGUUAGGAAACAUUGAAGCUAUUAUUUUGUUGUCCUUCAUGUAUUUAUUCAUUGGGAAAAUAGAGAUUACUUAGAUUAUGAAUACAAUUUAUUUAUGCACAUCAUCAAGAAAUAAAUUAUUUUGAAUACGU